AUGGACCCCGUACCCCCCUCAACCCGAAGUUCGGGUCAAAUUCGGGUUUUCGGGUUGGGUUGGGGUGGUCUGGCAGGUAGUCAGGAGGCCGACCUGCUGGAGCUGGAGGUUCAGCAGGGCGAGCUCGCGGGCAGCGAGCCAGCGCCGACCGAGGAGGCAGCGCCCGCCACCCCUGGCGCUCCGGCCGUCACCACGAUCAUGAUCAGCAACAUUCCGAUGGCUGUGGCGCAGAGUGGCCUCCUGGGCCUCAUCAAUCGGACGGGCUUCGCGAGCAGGCACGACUACGCCUGCAUGCCGAUCGCUUUCGAGGCUGGGACUACACAGGGGAUCGCGUUUGUGAACCUCGCCACCCCCAGGGGACGCCUGCGAGUUCUCGAAGCAGUGGACAGUGGAACGGAGCGUGGCUAA
Messenger RNA from Prorocentrum cordatum, 408 nucleotides. The record is from the annotation of a GenBank genome assembly. NCBI's taxonomy places the organism in Eukaryota, Dinophyceae, Prorocentrales, Prorocentraceae.